UUUAAAAAUCAAUAUUUCCUGAAAGGUAACUGAAAACAGUAUUUCUGACAAAGUUAAUAAUGGAGACACAAUUUUAACUACAUCAUGUUGUUUAAAUAUCAGACAUUUUGAAAGUAACUCACUAACUGUUAAAGAUUUUAACUGUAAAUUUGUUACCUCUGUAUGACAUGCAAGACUCACAAUAAACAUUUUUCUGAAAGGCAAGUAAUUUGAUUACUAGAUUAUUCUUAUCUACACAUUGUUUGAUACACUGACCUAAAACAGGGAGAAGAAAUGCUGGUAAACAAAGUCUGCCAUCUACACCUUACACUUACAGUACUGAGAGGUUAACAGUGUUGUGUUUAGCAUUGAAUGACACGACUAACGUAGUCAUGCCAGUAAUAAGAAUGCUGCACGCUCUUUACUAAAUUCAGCAGACAUAAACAAGAUAUAAUUACAUAUCAGCCUGAAACAAAAAGCAGCGAAAUGUUAUUAGUACAUUUAGUGGUAAUAGGCCAGCCACAGUCAGGGGGGAGAAGUGUUACUCCCUUUGCAGCAAGGCCAAAUCAAUGCUCUUUCAAAUCGUAAGGGAAUUUAGAAAGUCUAAUCUUCUCAUAAAGUAAAAAGCAUUUUAAAAAGUCUUCAGAUACUGUUAUGCCUGGGUUCAAAAGAAUUGCAGCCACUGCAUUAAUCUCCAGCAUAAACUUUUUGGGUUUUGUAUACAGUUUAUACAUAUAUAAUCCGCCAAACAGGAUAAUCUCGUCGCUGACCCAUGAUGAAGAAUUUGGUGAGGAAUUUUAGGUAUUCCGCCAUUUUAUCCAGCAGCCUUCUACUUCAUCAGUAUGACCAUGAUCAUUAUCUUAUUUAGUCCUCUAGAGGUCUACUCGCAGACUUCUAUGAUAAUUCUGUGGGUCUACUCCUUCACACACUAGCCGACUAGCGCAAACAGCAGCAGUCUGCAUAUGGCUGACUCUUCAAAUGGUUUUUUGAGGUUCGAUCGGGGACCGUCUUUUCGUUUACGUUAGAUUUUAAAGCAAAUUAAAGCCUUGAGAACGAACAAACAGUCGAUUGGAUUAAUUCUUAAGUUAUGAUUACUCUUCUUGCGGCUUUAAUUCAUUUUAACUCUAUUCAUUAUAGUACUCUUUAACACCGCUUAUACAGUAUAGAUAUACCGUACCCUUCUAACCUUGAACCUUGACAUUCUGACUUACCACAUGGUCUCCAAGAGCAAGUGCUGCACCACUCGAAGAAACUUUUAAAGUAUUUAUUUUGACAUUAUGCUGCUCUCGGUGGCCAUACUCUUGCAACAGCUACACUGGCUUGCACCUGCAGCUCUGAUGUUGGGUUCUGCUCCGUGUUUUCUCAUGUUGUGGUGGCCUGCACGGGUGUGCACCUCAGUUUUGCCUAAACGUUUCUACCGACGCGCAGAUGACUUCAUGUUUUCCACUUACAUCCGUCUCCUCCUAUUUUUCUUUGAAAAUUGUUCAGGCAUGCAGAUGAUAUUUUAUGGUGAUGUAAAAUUUAAAAAACCUAAAAGUGUUGAAAAUGCAAUCUUCAUUUCAAACCAUCAAAGUACUAUGGACUGGAUCCUUGGCUGUUCUUUGGCUUUGAGAUGUGGUGCCUUGAAUCGAUGUCGUUUUGUGGUGAAAGAUGGGCUGAAAUAUUUUCCGUUAUAUGGCUUCUAUCUGACCCAGCAUGGUGUUUUGUACAUAAAACGUGCAGGCAAGUUUCAAGAAAAUAAAGCCCAAAAACAGCUGCAAAACAUGGUGAAAGCAAACAUGCCUAUGUGGAUGGUGGUUUUUCCUGAGGGUACUCGAUUCAACCCAGACCUGAAGAAUGUUAUCAAGAGUAGCCAAGAGUUUGCUCGUCAGCAAGGAGUAAAGGAACUUGACCAUGUACUGUAUCCACGUGCCAAAGCCACUCAGGUGUGUCUCCAGGAGCUGCGCAGCUAUGUGACUUGUGUUUAUGAUAUAACUUUUGGGUACAACAAGACAUGGGAUCCCAACACAGGGAACCGAUUAACAGCUCCUGGAAUGCCAGAUUUCUUGUCAGGUUGCACAAGCAAAGUUCAUGUACACAUUAGCAAGAUUUCUGUCAAAGAUAUUCCUUCAGAUGAACAAGGGAUUAAGAUGUGGCUUUAUCAGCGUUUUCAAAUGAAAGACGAGCUGCUGAAACACUUCUACUCUUUUGAGGACCAAGACAAAGCCUCGUUUCCAGGUCAGGGUCAUCAGGUGUCACUUGGCCUCAUGUCCACAUUCCCUUCAGCUUUACUCUUUGGAGUCAGCUUUGCUGUGUGCAUGACCUUUAAAGAGGCACGAAGCAUAUACUGUAAAGUUGGGGCAGUCAGCCUACUGGCUGGUCUUGUAUGGGUGUCAGUUAGGUCUUGAUUUGAACAUGGAUGUGUAUAGGUGGAUGUCUGUCUGUCAAGACCAACGCCUAGUCUGUUGCGAAGUUCUCCUCUGUUAGUCUUGGCGAGCCUAAACAAAGCAUGUGACUAACAGGAAGCUUUGUACAAGCAUGCCUCAUUUUAGUAAACUGGAAAAAAUCGUCUACCAGCAGUCCUGUAAUACAAGUUCGCGAUUUGAAGCUUCAACUGGUUUGAUGUCUCCUUUUUUAUUGCAGUUAGGUUGUAUCGGUGAACGCGUUUGCCUGUAUAACAAUGAAAACAAUUCUGUACUCAUCUGAUAAUGAAGGCACAUUAUGGUUAAAAAUGUCUGUGGUGGAUAUUUUCUCAUGGUACAUGAAUUGUUAAUGGCCUGUUAUCAAACUGUAGAUAAGGUGAAUGAUCAUAAAAAGAAGUCCUUGACACAUCAUUAAAAAAAUAUAAAAUUCGCUUGUAUGGGAGGAGUGCAUGUGUUGAGAGAGAUUUCUCAAGCUAUGAGCAUCUAUCUCGGCACUAAUUGUCUGUUACCUUGAUAUUGAGAUUCAAGUCGGGGCUGGUAAUUUAAAACUCCCAGGAUAGGCUUUGGUAAAAUUGGUUGAUUAAAAGCCGUCACCAAAAGAAAAAAAUCUUGAAAAACUAUUAAGUAAACAUUGUUAUAUAAAAGAAAUCUUACAACUCUUGGGAGGUGUAUUGUGUUCAGAUGAAAAUAAGACUGUUAAUCUAUGUGAGUUGAUAAUUUUUGUCAUUGUACAGUGUUUUAAAACUUACUGAUGAAUGCUUUUGCUGGAUUUAUGUAUUUUCCAUUACACGAUUUGGGCAUAACAAACAUCAGUACACUGCCUUUUGGUGAAGAAUAUUUGUGUUUAUUAUGACUUUUUAUGACAGUAAUUAAUGAGUAUAUGUAUAUGUGUAAGUGCAUAUUAUUCUGAUGCACAGGUUUUUUUGCACACUUGCCUACUAACUGAUGGUCUCGCAUGCUUUUUCAAGACUUGAAGUUCUGUGUUUUUAAUUUUACACCCAUUUUGGUGUGUCUUUAAACUGAAUAGGUAUCUGUGCCAUGAUAGUAGUAUAGGGCCGAGUUGCUGACUCUGCUACACUUGAGCAUCAGAAGACACAAUAAUUAGCUGCAAUUGAGCAGCUCAGAAGAUGCGUGAAGCUGUCAGAUAUUUCUACGAGGUUCAAAUUGGAGAAUGUAGAGAAUAAAACCCAUCAGUUCGUUAUGGUCACGUGUAGUAGUAGUCACAACAAUUUUCAUAGUGCCACCGCAUGAUACUAUUGAGCAUCUGUUUGUAGCCUUAUUUUGUGGAUAUACCUAUACCUUUGGUUAUGGGUGACACUAUUACUACAAAUUAUUCAUUUUGAGAAUUUUGUUUUCAUUUCUUUUAAAGAUAAAAGCUAUAAAAACUAUAAAACUAUAAAAUAUAUUGUGGAAGAGUGUUGUUUUCCAACUCUAUAUAGGCAUUAGAUAAAAUAUUUAUUAUGCUCAAUCAGUUGUUUACCUGUAGAGAAGUUGUUAGGGUCUUCCAGACUGAUAAUGUCUCCUGGUGUUUUCUACCUUUCUUACUAACAUUGUUGGCAGGUCAACUUUGUAUCUUACAUACCAAAGAAAUGGUACUUAUCAUAAUUCUGAGAAUUUGUUGAGAUCAAUACAUAUAUACAAUUUUUAUGAUGUGAAACAGGUAAUUUUUAUAACAUUACCUAGUUAGUAUUCUGCCUCCUGGAUGAGCCAUUUAAAAAUAAAUUUGUCUCUUACAUGCAACUAUUUUAAUUUCUACAAUCUAGUAAAUAUGGCUGCCAUGCUUGUAUGACACUUGUAUUGUUUGUUAAUAAAUUAUGUUCCUUCCUCCUGCGUUUUAUGCUUUUUGAAGCAUUUAUUAGGAAAUGUGACACAAGACUGCUACAAAACCCUUAUAAAGAUUUUAUUUUGUGUUCUAUGACAGUGGUAUUAGUUCUUUUAUGAAAUUGCUUAAUAUUUCCAAUUCCAAGUCUGGAUGUUGGUUUAAGUAUAAUUUUUUAAUACUUUUUUAAAAACAAGUUUAAACUUCUCAAAUACAAGUGCUUUGACCACCAUUUCAAUUGAUUCACUUUUUCUCUUGGUUUUCUAUGUUUGGAAUUUAGUUUUUCCACAUAUUCCAAACUGUAAAAAUCCACAAGCAAUUUCAAUUUUUAGCUAUUAUUUUCCAACUAAUUUUUCCUUCUUAUUUCUGGAUCUUUGCUUGAUAUCAACAAACACAUCUAACAUUUACAAUCAGUUAUCCCUUGGACUGGUACCUAUCACUGGAAGAGGGGGCAAGUGGAUAAACACGGCAGCUGACAGAGCCCCUACUCAUCCCUAUUUUGGGCGAUAGCAGGUCCUGUACAGGACGACCAGUCCAGUCUUUGAUAUUUGUAAGGCAGUUCUUCCUCUUGCCAUUGCCGCAUUGACUACCCUCCAAGGUGCCCUGAAGGAUAGUCUUCGACAAGGUGUCAUGCCGAGCACAUAUAUGACAUCAUUGGGAAUGAUGGGGGCUGCCCAAAACCAGGUCUCCUGGCGAGGUGUUG
Messenger RNA from Pomacea canaliculata, 4903 nucleotides. RefSeq names its product 1-acyl-sn-glycerol-3-phosphate acyltransferase epsilon-like. Gene Ontology annotation, cellular component: mitochondrion; endomembrane system. Lineage: Eukaryota; Metazoa; Mollusca; Gastropoda; Architaenioglossa; Ampullariidae. The record is from RefSeq and is a predicted model, not a curated record. Gene Ontology annotation, molecular function: acyltransferase activity.